AUGGCUCGCCCUAAGAAGCAACCUGUCGAGAAGCAGCAACCUGCUCCCGUCCCUAUGCCUCCUCAGCACAUCCAGCAAUACCCUCAACACCCCCAGCCUAUCGCUGCCGUCCCUCAAGCUAUGGCUGUUCCCAUGCCCGCUGCUGUCGCAGCCCCCCCUCAGGCCGUGAUGCCUCAGCGCGUCGUUGAUAACGACAGCUUCCUUCGCGUUCGCGAUUCGGCUGUUGGUCGCUUGACUACCAUUCUUGAGCUCUUGCGCUCUUUCACUGCCGACUAUGUUCGCCAGACCAACCUUCUCCUUGGCGAGCCUACUGCUGAGGGCUCCCAAGACAACCUUCUCGCCAACUUUGAGCAAGCUGCUCAGCAGCUUAUUAGCAUCCAGCCUGCUGAGCUGGCACCUCCUGUUGAGGAGAAGAAGGAACGCAAGAAGCGAACCAUUGACCCUAACGCUCCCAAGCGUCCCUUGACUCCUUACUUCCUGUACAUGCAGCACGCUCGUUCCAUCAUUGCCAACGACCUAGGCACUGAAGCACCUAAGGGCGCCGUCCAGGAGGAGGGCCAGCGACGAUGGGCACACAUGGGACCCCAUGAGAAGCAGGGCUGGAACAAUGCCUACCAGUACAACCUUCGUCUCUACAACGCCCGUGUUCAUUCUUACAAGAAUGGCAACCCUCUUGCCAAGGGCAUGACUGAUGAGGAGGCACUCAAGUAUGCUGAGGAUUUCCAGAUCCCCAUGCCUGAGCUCAAGGAUGUCACUCAAACUGAAGCGCCUGCCAACGAUCAGGACGCCCUUGCUGAGCAGCUCCAGGCUGUAGCUGCUGCCCCUGCUGCUGAAGAGCCUGAAGAGGCCGAGACCCCUGCCAAGACCCCCAAGAAGGCUGCCGGUGGUCGCAAGCGCAAGGUCGCUACUCCCGCUGCUGCUGAAGAGAAGCCCGCCCCUGCUAGCCCUGACAAGAAGCGUAGAAGGUCCACCAAGGCAGCAGCCGCCGCCGAGCCUCAAGAGGAGCCUAAGAAGUCGGGUCGCAAGAAGACUAAGAGCUCUUAA
Molecule: messenger RNA, 1044 nt
Organism: Fusarium coffeatum
Lineage: Eukaryota; Fungi; Ascomycota; Sordariomycetes; Hypocreales; Nectriaceae
Exons: 2
Coding region: 1-1044 (347 amino acids)
Source: RefSeq, a predicted model, not a curated record